Molecule: messenger RNA, 756 nt
Organism: Exaiptasia diaphana
Lineage: Eukaryota; Metazoa; Cnidaria; Anthozoa; Actiniaria; Aiptasiidae
Exons: 4
Coding region: 1-756 (251 amino acids)
Source: RefSeq, a predicted model, not a curated record
AUGGCAGGCAAUCUUCUGAGAAUUAAGUUCUUGAUUUGUAUCGUUGGUUUGCUGACAGUCGAUGUGGUCAAGUCGUUGAACGGAACGGACUCUUUGAACGGAACGGAAUCUUUGAACGGAACGGACUCUUAUAAAAAAUGCAAUGUAUACACGGAGAGACUUGGAUGUUACAAAGAUUCUGUUUUACCCUCCCGUCCCCUACCUGAGUUAGUUUUCACCGACCGUGAUUCCACAAGUCCUGCUUAUACUGGAGGCUUCAUAGAUUUAAAGAACUGGAAUCUAUAUAUGGAAGACUUGCGAUGCCGCUGUGCAGAAGAAUCAAGGGCGAAAGGGUAUAAAGUGUUUGGCUUGCAGUUCUACGGCGAAUGCUGGUCUGGUCCUAAAGCUAAUGAAACAUAUUUUCAGAAUGGAGAAUCGGACCAAUGCGUCACUCAUGACUUGGCUCACUGCACCGCAGCCGAGGAGGACUGCGUCGGAAGAGAUUAUACCAACUUUAUAUACGAAAUACAUGAAACUCCGGUGAUAAACCACACACAUAACGUAUCACAACACGUUAACAUGACUCACACCCUAGCGAAAAACAUUACCCUUGCCCACCACAACCACACUCUCAACAUAACCACAACACCAAAACCACCAGUAAUACCAACAAACCCACCGACAAACCCACAGCCUAGAGAAGUGCCUGGUUACGUGCCUCCACCUGGCUGCCAACCAAGUAAGUAUCAUAUAGAAACUAUAGGUUAUAUCAAAUAG